CACAACCGAGGCUUUGGAGGGACACAGGCGGAGGGACAGCGCGACACAACCGGUGGUCCCCGGUGGGGGGUACAACCAGGGCCACAACCGGGGACACGCCACCCGCCGGGACACAACAGCCGUGGCCGGCUGUGGCACAGCGCCCGCUCUGGGUGUUUGUGGGUGUCGUUUGUCACCCUGGUGUCACCCGGUGUCACCCUGUGGCACCGGCUGUGCCGUGGGGGCUGUCACCGAUCGUGUCCCGCUGUGCGGGGCUGGCGGUUGUGUUGUACUUUUGGCCGUGUCAGUCGGUGUCGCGUGUCCGGUUGUACCUCGGGCGUGUCGGUGACGCAGCCCGCGAUGUCACCCUAUGGUGUCACCCUACUGUGUCACCCUACCGUGUCACCCUGUGUCACCUUACCAUGUCACCCUACCGUGUCACCCUACCCUGCCGGUACAACCCUGCCGUGUGUGGGGGACAACCCAGACCCCGCUGGGGAUCAGUGACGGUGACCAGACCCCAGCACUGGGGUCAGCGCCAAGGACAGGCAGACACGGUGACACCGGAGCCCCUUCCCCGCCGCCCCCUCCACCCCAUCCGGAACAGGCCUCAAAGCCUCGGCCUUUCCCAGCGGCCGCGGCCGGGCCGGGAGCGCCGAGAGCGGCCGGGCCGGACCGGCGAGGCCGGGGCUGAGCAGGCCGCGGCCGGAGCAGUUCUUCGGCCAUUUCCGGCACCGUCCGCCUUUGCUUCGGCACCCUCCGUCAGAACUUCGGCUUCGGUCAAUUCCGUCGCUCUCCGGCAGCGCUUCGUCGAUCUCCGCCCGCUUCCGGCGGUACUUCGGCAAUCUCCGUCAGUCUCCGUCAACUUCCGGCAGCCCGUCGCCGACCUCCCUCCGCCUCCCGGUCCCUCACGGCUCGGGCGCCAGGGGCGGGGUUUUAAAAUGAAUUAUUCAUGAACCUAUCCCACCGUGCCGGAAGGGGGGGGCGGGGUCCGACGGCGGCGCGUUCUGCGAGGGCUUCACGGAGCAGCCACCGCUUCCCUCCGCCUUCCCCGCUCCUCGCUCCCCUCACGAACCGCAACGGGACCCGCCGUCCCCUCCCCUUCCCUCCGCUUCUUUCCCCCGCCCCCCCUCUUUUGCCCGUGAAGCGCUUGGUACGCUCCGGCCACGCCCCCUCUGGCGGCUCGCGGGGGCCGAGUCUAUAUAAGGCGGCGCCGGCACCUCACGGAGCUCAGUCGCGCCGUGAGCGCGGAGCCGGCGGAGUGGAGAGGGGGGAGCUCCGCGCCGGGGGCUCCGUGAGGGGCCAGCUCCCGGUUUUCCCGGGGGGGGUUCAAACUCCUCCCGCAGCCCCUCCGUGAGGGGAUCGAUUCCGAGCAGUCGAAGCGGCGCGAGGCCGCGGCCCCACCGGCGCCAUGCACGGCGGGCCGCCCUCGGGCGACAGCGCCUGCCCCCUGCGCACCAUCAAACGAGUCCAGUUCGGGAUCCUCAGCCCCGAUGAGAUGAAACGGAUGUCAGUGACCGAGGGGGGCAUCAAAUACCCCGAAACCACCGAGGGGGGACGCCCCAAACUGGGGGGGCUCAUGGACCCCCGGCAGGGCGUCAUCGAGAGGACGGGGCGGUGCCAGACCUGUGCUGGGAACAUGACGGAGUGUCCGGGCCACUUCGGCCACAUCGAGCUGGCCAAGCCCGUGUUCCACGUGGGGUUCCUGGGAAAAACCAUGAAAAUCCUGCGCUGCGUCUGCUUCUUCUGCUCCAAGCUCCUCGUGGACUCGAACAACCCCAAGAUCAAAGACAUCCUGGGCAAGUCCAAGGGGCAACCCAAGAAGCGGCUGACGCACGUCUACGACCUGUGCAAGGGCAAGAACAUCUGCGAGGGCGGCGAGGAGAUGGACCACAAGUUCGGCGUGGAGCAGCCCGAGGGCGACGAGGACCUCACCAAGGAGAAGGGCCACGGCGGCUGCGGGCGCUACCAGCCGCGCAUCCGGCGCUCGGGGCUGGAGCUCUACGCCGAGUGGAAGCACGUGAACGAGGACUCGCAGGAGAAGAAGAUCCUGCUGAGCCCCGAGCGCGUGCACGAGAUCUUCAAGCGCAUCUCGGACGAGGAGUGCUUCGUGCUGGGCAUGGACCCCAAAUUCGCCCGGCCCGAGUGGAUGGUGUGCACCGUGCUGCCCGUGCCGCCGCUGUCCGUGCGCCCGGCCGUCGUCAUGCAGGGCUCUGCUCGCAACCAGGACGACCUCACUCACAAGCUGGCCGACAUCGUCAAGAUCAACAACCAGCUGCGGCGCAACGAGCAGAACGGGGCGGCCGCGCACGUCAUCGCCGAGGACGUCAAACUGCUGCAGUUCCACGUGGCCACCAUGGUGGACAACGAGUUGCCCGGCUUGCCCAGGAGCGUUCCCCGCUCCAUCGCCGCCAACAUGACCUUCGCCGAGAUCGUCACCCCCUUCAACAUCGACAGCGUUCCCCGCUCCAUCGCCGCCAACAUGACCUUCGCCGAGAUCGUCACCCCCUUCAACAUCGACAGGCUGCAGGAGUUGGUGCGCAGGGGGAACAGUCAAUACCCGGGGGCCAAAUACAUCAUCAGGGACAACGGGGACAGGAUCGACCUCCGCUUCCACCCCAAACCCAGCGACCUCCACCUGCAGAUCGGCUACAAGGUGGAGCGUCACAUGUGCGACGGGGACAUCGUGAUCUUCAACCGGCAGCCGACCCUACACAAGAUGUCCAUGAUGGGCCACAGGGUCAGGAUCCUGCCCUGGUCCACCUUCCGUCUGAACCUGAGCGUCACCACGCCCUACAACGCCGAUUUCGACGGCGAUGAGAUGAACCUGCACCUGCCGCAGUCGCUGGAGACGCGGGCGGAGAUCCAGGAGCUCGCCAUGGUGCCCCGCAUGAUCGUCACCCCCCAGAGCAACCGGCCCGUCAUGGGCAUCGUGCAGGACACGCUGACGGCCGUGCGCAAGUUCACCAAGAGGGACGUCUUCCUGGAGAGGGGCGAGGUGAUGAACCUGCUGAUGUUCCUGUCCACGUGGGACGGGAAGGUGCCCCAACCGGCCAUCCUGAAGCCGCGCCCGCUCUGGACAGGGAAGCAAAUCUUCUCCCUCAUCAUCCCGGGCCACAUCAACUGCAUCCGCACCCACAGCACCCACCCCGACGACGAGGACAGCGGCCCCUACAAACACAUCUCCCCCGGGGACACCAAGGUGAUCGUGGAGAACGGGGAGCUCAUCAUGGGCAUCUUGUGCAAGAAGUCCUUGGGGACGUCGGCCGGUUCCUUGGUGCACAUCUCCUACCUGGAGAUGGGCCACGACACCACGCGCCUCUUCUACAGCAACAUCCAGACCGUCAUCAACAACUGGCUGCUCAUCGAGGGUCACACCAUCGGCAUCGGUGACUCCAUCGCCGACGCCAAGACCUACCAGGACAUCCAGAACACCAUCAAGAAGGCCAAGCAGGACGUCAUCGAGGUCAUCGAGAAGGCCCACAACAACGAGCUGGAGCCCACGCCGGGCAACACCCUCCGGCAGACCUUCGAGAACCAGGUCAACCGGAUCCUCAACGACGCCCGCGACAAGACCGGCUCCUCGGCCCAGAAGUCCCUGUCCGAGUACAACAACUUCAAAUCCAUGGUGGUCUCGGGGGCCAAGGGCUCCAAGAUCAACAUCUCCCAGGUCAUCGCCGUGGUGGGCCAGCAGAACGUGGAGGGCAAACGGAUCCCGUUUGGCUUCAAGCACCGGACGCUUCCUCACUUCAUCAAGGACGAUUACGGCCCCGAGAGCCGCGGCUUCGUGGAGAACUCCUACCUGGCCGGUCUCACCCCCACCGAGUUCUUCUUCCACGCCAUGGGUGGGCGGGAAGGUCUCAUCGACACGGCCGUGAAGACGGCCGAGACCGGCUACAUCCAGCGGCGUCUGAUCAAGUCCAUGGAGUCGGUGAUGGUGAAAUACGACGCCACCGUCAGGAACUCCAUCAACCAGGUGGUGCAGCUGCGCUACGGCGAGGACGGGCUGGCCGGCGAGAGCGUCGAGUUCCAGAACCUGGCCACCCUCAAACCCUCCAACAAGGCCUUCGAGAAGAAGUUCAAGUUCGACUACACCAACGAGCGGGCGCUGCGGCGAACGCUGCAGGAGGAGCUGGUCAAGGACAUCCUGUCCAACGCCCACAUCCAGAACGAGCUGGAGCGCGAGUUCGAGCGCAUGCGCGAGGACAGGGAGGUGCUGCGCGUCAUCUUCCCCACCGGCGACAGCAAGGUGGUGCUCCCCUGUAACCUGCUCCGCAUGAUCUGGAACGCCCAGAAGAUUUUCCACAUCAACUCCCGGCUGCCCUCGGACCUGCACCCUGUCAAGGUGGUCGAGGGGGUGAAGGAGCUGAGCCGCAAGCUGGUGAUCGUCAACGGGGAGGACCCUCUGAGCCGGCAGGCGCAGGAGAACGCGACGCUGCUCUUCAACAUCCACCUGCGCUCCACCCUCUGCAGCCGCCGCAUGGUCGAGGAGUUCCGCCUCAGCGGGGAGGCCUUCGACUGGCUGCUGGGCGAGAUCGAGUCCAAGUUCAACCAGGCCAUCGCCCACCCUGGCGAGAUGGUGGGCGCUCUGGCCGCUCAGUCCUUGGGCGAGCCGGCCACUCAGAUGACCCUCAACACCUUCCACUACGCCGGGGUGUCGGCCAAGAACGUCACGCUGGGUGUCCCCCGCCUCAAGGAGCUCAUCAACAUCUCCAAGAAGCCCAAGACGCCGUCGCUCACCGUGUUCCUGCUGGGCCAGAGCGCCCGCGACGCCGAGCGCGCCAAGGACAUCCUGUGCCGCCUGGAGCACACCACGCUGCGCAAGGUGACGGCCAACACGGCCAUCUACUACGACCCCAACCCUCAGAGCACGGUGGUGGCCGAGGACCAGGAGUGGGUGAACGUUUACUACGAGAUGCCCGACUUCGACGUCAGCCGCAUCUCGCCCUGGCUGCUCCGCGUCGAGCUCGACCGCAAGCACAUGACCGACCGCAAGCUCACCAUGGAGCAGAUCGCCGAGAAGAUCAACGCCGGCUUCGGCGACGACCUCAACUGCAUCUUCAACGACGACAACGCCGAGAAGUUGGUGCUGCGCAUCCGCAUCAUGAACAGCGACGAGAACAAGAUGCAGGAGGAGGAGGAGGUGGUGGACAAGAUGGACGACGACGUCUUCUUGCGCUGCAUCGAGUCCAACAUGCUGACGGACAUGACCCUGCAGGGCAUCGAGCAGAUCAGCAAGGUGUACAUGCACCUGCCGCAGACGGACAACAAGAAGAAGAUCAUCAUCACCGAGGACGGGGAGUUCAAGGCUCUCCAGGAGUGGAUCCUGGAGACCGACGGCGUCAGCCUCAUGCGGGUGCUGAGCGAGAAGGACGUGGACCCCGUGCGCACGACCUCCAACGACAUCGUGGAGAUCUUCACCGUGCUGGGCAUCGAGGCGGUGCGGAAGGCGCUGGAGCGGGAGCUCUACCACGUCAUCUCCUUCGACGGCUCCUACGUCAACUACCGGCACCUGGCGCUGCUGUGCGACACCAUGACCUCGCGCGGCCACCUGAUGGCCAUCACCCGGCACGGCGUCAACCGCCAGGACACCGGGCCCCUCAUGAAGUGCUCCUUCGAGGAGACGGUGGACGUCCUGAUGGAGGCAGCUGCCCACGGCGAGAGUGACCCUAUGAAGGGCGUGUCCGAGAACAUCAUGCUGGGCCAGCUGGCCCCGGCCGGCACCGGCUGCUUCGAUCUCCUGCUGGAUGCCGAGAAGUGCAAGCACGGCAUGGAGAUCCCCAGCGCCCUGCCCGGCCUCGGCGUCGGCGGCCCCACCGGGAUGUUCUUCGGCUCGGCCCCCAGCCCCAUGGGGGGGAUGUCCCCGGCCAUGACCCCCUGGAACCAGGGGGCCACCCCCGCCUACGGCGCCUGGUCCCCCAGUGUGGGCAGCGGGAUGACCCCGGGCGGGGCCGGGUUCUCCCCCAGCGCCGCAUCGGACGCGUCCGGCUUCAGCCCCGGCUACUCCCCGGCCUGGUCACCAACCCCCGGUUCCCCGGGGUCACCGGGACCCUCCAGCCCCUACAUCCCUUCCCCCGGCGGGGCCAUGUCCCCCAGCUACAGCCCGACGUCCCCUGCCUACGAGCCGCGGUCACCGGGGGGCUACACCCCACAGAGCCCCAGCUACAGCCCCACGUCACCGAGCUACAGCCCCACGUCGCCGAGCUACAGCCCCACGUCGCCCAACUACAGCCCCACAUCGCCCAGUUACAGCCCGACCUCGCCCAGUUACAGCCCGACCUCGCCCAGUUACAGCCCCACGUCGCCCAGUUACAGCCCCACGUCGCCGAGCUACAGCCCCACCUCACCCAGCUACAGCCCGACAUCGCCCAGCUACAGCCCGACAUCGCCCAGUUACAGCCCGACAUCUCCCAGUUACAGCCCGACCUCGCCCAGUUACAGCCCGACCUCGCCGAGCUACAGCCCCACUUCUCCCAGUUACAGCCCCACCUCUCCCAGUUACAGCCCCACCUCGCCCAGUUACAGCCCCACCUCGCCCAGUUACAGCCCCACCUCGCCCAACUACAGCCCUACCAGCCCCAACUACACCCCGACAUCUCCCAGCUACAGCCCCACCUCUCCAAGUUACAGCCCCACCUCGCCCAACUACACCCCAACCUCGCCCAACUACAGCCCCACCUCGCCCAGUUACAGCCCCACCUCACCCAGUUACAGCCCCACCUCGCCCAGUUACUCCCCGUCCAGCCCCCGCUACACCCCGCAGUCUCCCACCUACACCCCCAGCAGCCCCAGUUACAGCCCCAGCAGCCCCAGUUACAGCCCCACCUCCCCCAAGUACACCCCGACCAGCCCCAGCUACAGCCCCAGCUCCCCCGAGUACACCCCGACCUCGCCCAAGUACAGCCCCACCUCGCCCAAGUACAGCCCCACCUCGCCCAAGUACAGCCCCACCUCGCCCACCUACAGCCCCACCACGCCCAAGUACAGCCCCACCUCGCCUACCUACAGCCCCACCUCGCCCGUCUACACCCCGACGUCGCCCAAGUACAGCCCCACCUCGCCCACCUACAGCCCCACCUCGCCCAAGUACAGCCCCACCUCGCCCACCUACAGCCCCACCUCGCCCAAGGGCUCCACGUACAGCCCCACGUCCCCCGGCUACAGCCCCACGUCGCCCACCUACAGCCUCACCAGCCCGGCCAUCAGCCCCGACGACAGCGACGACGACAACUGAGCCCCCCGCAGGGCGCGGGGGUGACCCCCACAUCGAUGUGGGGUUGGGGUUGUUGGCAUCCCCCGAAAACCCCCGAGGCCUUGGGGACGACCCCCAAAUGGAUUCGGGCUCGGGGUUGUUGUCACCCCCCAAAAACCCCACAUCAAUAUGGGGUCAGGGUCGUUGUCACCCCCCAAAAGCCCCUGAGGCCGUGGGGGUGACCCCCAUGUCGAUGUGGGGUCGUGGUGGUUGUCACCCCCCAAACCCCCCUCACAGGGCCCGGGGGUGACCCCCACAUCCAUGUGGGGUCGGGGUUGUUGUCACCCCCUGAACCCCCCCAGGCCAUGGGGGUGACCCCCAAAUGGAUUCGGGCUCGGGGUUGUUGUCACCCCCCAAAAACCCCACAUCGAUGCGGGAUCAGGGUUGUUGUCACCCCCCAAAAACCCCCAAGGCCGUGGGGGUGACCCCCACAUUGAUGUGGGGUUGGGGUUGUUGUCACCCCCCAAAAACCCCACAUUGCUGCGGGGUCGGGGGUGUCACCCCCCCCAAACCCCCAAGUUCCAAUGGGGUCGGGGUCGUUGUCACCCCCAAACCCCCUCCCCGCAGGUUGUGGGGUGACCCCCAGUUUCCGAUGGUGACGGGGUUGUCACCCCCAAACCGAAACGGGGUCGGGGUCGUUGUCACCCCCAAACCCCUCCCUACAGGUUGUGGGGUGACCCCCAUGGAUAGAGGGACGGGGUUGUUGUCACCCCAAAACCCCCACACUAAAAUGGGCUUGGGGGUGUCACCCCCCUCCCCCAAACCCCACAAGCCACGGGAGUGACCCCAAAAUUGAUCCGGGGAUGGGGUUGUCACCCCCCGCCCCCC
This is a messenger RNA of Corvus hawaiiensis (hawaiian crow), 8059 nucleotides long. RefSeq names its product RNA polymerase II subunit A (gene POLR2A). The record is from RefSeq and is a predicted model, not a curated record. Lineage: Eukaryota; Metazoa; Chordata; Aves; Passeriformes; Corvidae. The coding region runs from base 1391 to 7213 and encodes 1940 amino acids. Gene Ontology annotation, biological process: transcription by RNA polymerase II. The transcript has 33 exons. Gene Ontology annotation, molecular function: DNA binding. Gene Ontology annotation, cellular component: RNA polymerase II, core complex.